CUCAGCGCUAGAAUGUCAUAACACCGGUAAUACUGCAAUGGACAGGAGUGCUUCAAAGGAUGGACAGAUAAAUGCUGCUGUUGAGUGGGAACAGCAAUAAAAUGCUGCCUUGGAAGAAGAAUAAGUUCGACCUGAUUGAGGAAGACAAGCAGUCCAAGCAGAAGGGGUAUGCGGUGAGUCUCAACUACUCCGCGCUCACCUCCUUCGCCAAGUCCUGCCCCGAGAGCGCACUCAACAGGGUGGGCAGCAUGUUCAAGUCAAAGAGGAAAAAGCUGAAGAUCACCAGCGAAGACCCCACGUACACGGUGCUCUACCUGGGGAAUGCCACCACAAUCCAGUCCAAAGGAGACGGCUGCACGGACGUGGCGGUGAGCAAGAUCUGGGGCAAAAGCGAGAUGGGCAAGAACGGCACCAAGAUGAGGCUGACCAUCAGCUCGCAGGGCAUCCGCAUGGUGCAUGUGGAUGAUAAGGCUAGGAGACCGGGACACUUGUACUUGCUGCACCGGAUAACCUACUGCGUCGCGGAUCCACGACUACCCAAGGUUUUCGCUUGGAUUUAUAGACACGAGAUGAAACAUAAGGCAGUAAUGCUGCGCUGCCACGCAGUGCUGGUGUCCAAGCCGGAGAAGGCAAAGGCCAUGGCGCUGCUUCUGUACCAGACCUCGGCCACAGCCCUGGCCGAGUUUAAAAGACUUAAACGGAGGGACGAUGCCAGGCACCAGCAGCAGCAGCUCAUAGGGGAACAAACGAUCCCGUUGGUGCCCCUCAGGAAGCUGCUGAACGGACAGUGUUACUACAAGCCCCCGGUGGAGCGCAGCCGGAGCGCACCAAAGCUGGGCUCUAUCACAGAGGACCUGGUGGGGGAGGAAGAGGAGGAGAAAGCAAUGCACUUUGAGUGUGAGGACAUUCUGGACACGGACCGUGAUUGUGUUGCCAAUGGCAAACAAGAGUUGACUCAAAUUAUUAAUGACUUGGGAGAGAUGAGCAUAGGAAACGACGUGCAGACACUGAAAGCCGACCUCAGAGUCACCAGACUCCUCUCUGGUGAGAGCACAGGGAGCGAAUCCUCCAUAGAAAGCAACCAGGAUCCGCCACCACUAAUUAAUGGCUUUGAGGAGGUAAAGGUGCAAGAAACUGCCUGAAUAACUCUGGGCAUUUCCGGGGCACUUGUAGCGCACUGUUUUGUUGAGCUACGACAUCUCCAUGAGAAACAGUUACAAAGUGCUUGUUUGAUCUGUGCCACUGACACUAAUUGAGAGGAUAGAAACACAAUUUGAGGCAAAACAAAAAGACAAUUAGGCUAAGUUCUAAGAUUGUGUAAACACAGGGAAAAAAAUGAAAAGAAAAAACAAACAAAGCAUGCCCGUUUGAGAGACAGCUUUAACGACAAAAUCCCGGUGCGCCUUAGGACGCACGGCACUAAUUCCAUCUCUUUUGUUUAAGAGGAUUUGUUGUAGCAUCGAACUUGUUUACUUGACGUUUUUUUCUCACUUGAAAAUGGCAUUUUUUUUCUGUAUAAUGCUCAUUGUGAUCCAAACAUUCCCAUAAAAAAAAA
Messenger RNA from Archocentrus centrarchus (flier cichlid), 1555 nucleotides. RefSeq names its product family with sequence similarity 43 member A (gene fam43a). NCBI's taxonomy places the organism in Eukaryota, Metazoa, Chordata, Actinopteri, Cichliformes, Cichlidae. Bases 72 to 1142 code for a protein of 356 amino acids. The transcript has 2 exons. The record is from RefSeq and is a predicted model, not a curated record.